AUUAUUCCUUAUGGGUGUAUUAGCCGCGUUUGUCCCAAAACGUGUCUCGUUGUUCAACUGACUUCUAGCGCACUUGAUGGUCCUUCACAAGACCUGCCUUUUGAUUCGGUGUUGCCGAACGGGCCGAACUCGUCGUUAUUUUGAUGCUGCCACCAAAAGGUCGAGAAUUUAAAGAUGCCACGUCCAUGAAAACAGCCCAACAUCAUGCUUUGUGACACUAGGCAAAGUAUCCUCGCGUAUGCGGGCAUUUUCAGUGGAUAUUAUAGCCUUCUCUUGUUUCUGGAAUACAAUAGCGGAGAUGAUGUGACCGUUGCGAAGAUCGUAAAUAUGGGCUCCUACGGGAUCAGCUUGCUCAUGCACCUUCUCCUGUUGCUGUCCAUGGCGACUAUGAAUCGCGAACUGCUGGGGCUCUUCAUCACGUUUCUGAAGCUCAGCGUCGUUUUGUUGGUCGUCCUGAUAUUGAUCGACAUCAUCAUGGGCCCAAAGGUUGCGUCAUCGUCGCAUCGUCGACGGAGACGAAGGAGGAAGGACGCCACGUUUCUUGACGAUCUCUCCUUUUUCUGGAUAGGUGACCAUAUCUUACAGCCUUCAGAUGACUACGGUGAUGGUAAUGAAGGGGAUGACGGUGAUGACGAAACUCUGAAUGUCACUCACAGCCUGAAAAAAGCAGCUCAUGUGAGUCGAGCCGUAGCGGUCCUGGAGAUAAAAUCUGUCUUUGGCUUCAAGUGGAAUUUUGUGAACCACGUUAUCAUGAUCAUCCUCGAUAUUUUCAUGAUUUGGAGGCUGUCUGGUUACUACAGCACUAUGGAAAGAGACUGAAUUGGUCAUGAACAAGAGCUUCAAGAGACAGCUGAAUGGCGAACAGAAUGGCGCAAUAAAGGAAGGCAUCGCAUGUUUUUCAAAUCCGA
Ornithodoros turicata is the source of this 908-nucleotide messenger RNA. RefSeq lists its product as uncharacterized. Bases 205 to 819 code for a protein of 204 amino acids. The transcript is spliced from 13 exons. The record is from RefSeq and is a predicted model, not a curated record. NCBI's taxonomy places the organism in Eukaryota, Metazoa, Arthropoda, Arachnida, Ixodida, Argasidae.